Messenger RNA from Coffea arabica (coffee), 1470 nucleotides. The record is from RefSeq and is a predicted model, not a curated record. NCBI's taxonomy places the organism in Eukaryota, Viridiplantae, Streptophyta, Magnoliopsida, Gentianales, Rubiaceae.
AUGGUACGCUUCAACAAUGAAUCCCUCCAGGUUCGGGACCGAGAUGACAAGGUGGUGAUGGCCGCCUUCGUCAAUGGGUUGCGCAAACAGAAGUUGUAUACGGAGUUCGUAGAAAGACCUCCCAAGUCCGUCCGGGAGAUGUUAGACCGAGCUCAUGAGAAGGCGAACGCCGAGGAGGCCAAUCGACUGAAGGGCGCCCAGGAGAGGUUGCGAGACGACAAGUGCAGGAGGGGUACCGACCUGGGAGAGUCGAGACCAGGUCAGGGGCGGAAGAGCGUAUCUGAGCGCUUACCUCGGAGCCGACCAUGGGAAAAGGAAAAAGCCUGGACUUCGCUCACGGCACCAAGAGCUCGGGUUCUGGCCGUAAUGGAACAACAAGGGCUCUCCCGCCCCCCUCAGCCGCUGGCUGGCGACAAAAACCAGCGCGACCAAGGCCUGUACUGUGCUUACCAUCGGGACGUCGGGCACGAUACUGAGGACUGCCGCCAUCUUAAGAAGGAAAUCGAAAAGCUGAUACGAAGAGGUCAUCUUGGCCAGUUUGUCCGUGAGGGGCGAACUGAUCAAAAGCAAGGGGGGUUCAAACGAGAUCGGGCGACCAGCUCGCACGACCGACCUCGGGGUUCUCGUGAUCGAACUCCAGAGCAGGGAGUUCAGAACCUAGCAGGAGUGAUCAACACUAUUGCAGGGGGACCUGCUGGGGGAGAUAGCCAUACGGCUCGGCGAAAUAAUCGACCUCCCCCCAGUGGGGAGAGCUCGAACAAGCACUUAAAGUUGUACGAGGAGAUCAUCUAUGGGCCAGAGGAUGCGGUACCCUUAGCCUUCAAUAACCAUGAGGCAAUUGUGAUAGAAGUCAUCACGUGUAACUACAAAGUAAAGAAGGUAUACAUCGACAAUGGGAGCGCCAUCGAUGUGUUGUACUACAAGACCUUCAGAGAACUGCAGCUGGAAGAUAAGCAGCUCAUCCCAGUUCGUACUCCUUUGAUAGGUUUUGCAGGUCCGCCAAUAAGGCCAGAGGGAAUGUUAACCCUCAUGGUCACUGUAGGGGAGUCAUCGAGGUGCCGAACUGUUCCGGUGAAUUUCGCGGUGGUAAAGGAGCCAUCCUCCUACAACAUGAUACUAGGACGGCCAACCCUAAACGCACUCCGAGCUGUCUGUUCGACCUUACACGUUAGCAUGAAGUUUCCAACGCCCGAUGGAGUGGGCGAGGUGCUGGGAGACCCGGAGGUAGUUCGGGCCUGCUAUAUCGCAACCCUCAAGGGUAAGGAGAAGCUGGUAGCCCAGGCAGCCUAUCUGGAACCUUGGGGACCUGCUGAAAAAGAGGAGAGGUUGGAGACGGACGAGAGUCUGGUUGAAUUGUCUAUCUGCCCCGAACGACCUGAUCGUGUGGUUAGGGCUGGAUCCGGCCUAAACGAGCUAACGCGGAGAGCCCUGGAGUCUCUCCUGGAGGAAUACGCCGAGAUUUUUGUUUGA